CCAUCGCCGGACCCCAACCUUGACGACGCCGAUUGCAGCCAUGUCACACGCCAAUCUGCUCUCGCCGCCCUCGCAAAUACCGCCGCCCACUGCUCUGGCCCUCUCGCAGAAAGCGCCCCUCAUCCUAUCAUCGACUCCCACAUCAUCGCUACCCUGGCCGCUGUCACUGCUCUUCUCUCGGGAAACACCGGAGACAUGGACCAUCCACGAGAACCUGUUCCUCUCGACGCUGCGCACCGGUGACGAGAAGGCCGCCCUUGACAUUCUGCACCGGCUUGAGGCGCGCUUUGGCGACCACAACGAGCGCAUCAUCACGCUGCGCGGCAUUUACAAUGAGGCCACGUCCAAGACAGACGCCGACCUACAGAAGGUCUUUGAUGCAUACGAGAAGAUCCUCAAGGACGACCCCACCAACAUGAGCAUCCGCAAGCGACGGGUUGCCGUGCUCAAGGCGCUGGGCAGGACACAAGACGCCAUUACGGCAGUAGCGGCACUCUUGCACAACAGCCCCACGGACGCCGAGGCCUGGGCCGAAGCAAGUGAGCUGUAUGCCAGCACCAGUGCCUGGGGGCAGGCCAUCUUUUGUGCAGAAGAGGUACUGCUCAUCACGCCCAAUGCCUGGACUGCCCACGCCCACAUUGCAACACUCCACUAUCUCUCCACCGCCGCCAACAACCCACCCAACUUCUCCUCAUAUGCUCUAGCACUUAAGCAUUUCUGUCGCUCCGUCGAACUCAACGACUCGUACCUGCGCGGCUACUACGGCCUCAAGCUCCUCACCUCCAAGCUCAACAACACCCUCCUCUCCGACCCCGCCACAUCAUCAUCAGCAACCACCCGCCGCGAAGACUCUGACGACGUGUCCCUACCCAGCCCCGAAAUCAUCCGCAAGCUUGAGGAAAUCGCAACAAACAAGCUGGCCGAAAUGAUUCGGAAUUACAAAUCCGGUAAAAAGGGCUGGCAAGGGUUUGAGGAGGCCGAGAUCAUUGCUGCCCGGGAACUGUUGGAUCGAGAUGGUUAGAUUCAACCCCGGUGGUGUCAAGGCAAAGCAGUGAAAGGAAAAAAAAGGAAGAAAGAAGGUGAGGAAGAACGAAGGAAGGCGCACCAUUGAUCAUGACAUGAUUAUGUAAAAGAUAUGAUCACGAAUCAAGGCGUUUCUACGCGGCCGCGGCGGCGUCUUGAUUAUUAUUCUUUAUUUUUUUUAUUGUUGUUCUCUCUUGUUGAAUUGUAGAUCCCCCGGAUUCUACUUUUCCACACCCCCAUCUGUGUGUGUGUCUUCUCAAUGAAGAGAUGGGGUUAGAUGAGACAUGAGCGAGUACAGCAGCGGAGACAUUAGAGGAGAGAAAGAGAAUAGUGAACUAGAUAUCCCCCCUUUUUUUCUCCUUCUUCUCUAUCCACUACACCAUCUCCCUCUUUUUUUUCUCUAUAGUUAAUGUCACAUACAUAUGCU
Molecule: messenger RNA, 1450 nt
Organism: Bipolaris sorokiniana ND90Pr
Lineage: Eukaryota; Fungi; Ascomycota; Dothideomycetes; Pleosporales; Pleosporaceae
Exons: 2
Coding region: 41-1021 (326 amino acids)
Biological process (GO): protein folding in endoplasmic reticulum
Cellular component (GO): EMC complex
Molecular function (GO): protein binding
Source: RefSeq, a predicted model, not a curated record